Bolinopsis microptera is the source of this 3174-nucleotide messenger RNA. RefSeq lists its product as uncharacterized. Bases 1384 to 2670 code for a protein of 428 amino acids. The record is from RefSeq and is a predicted model, not a curated record. NCBI's taxonomy places the organism in Eukaryota, Metazoa, Ctenophora, Tentaculata, Lobata, Bolinopsidae. The transcript is spliced from 6 exons.
AUCGUUAGGCUGCUUUGUAAUUAUUUUUGUUUUUAAUUGCUCUCCUGAUGUAGUCUGUUGGUCCGAUAAGUUGACAGUACUACUGCCCAAACGGACGAAUGAUCGAACAUAAUAUUUAUCGAUCUAGUACUGUACAAUGAUUGGUUGUAUAGAGAGACCGAUGGAUCAUUAGGCUCUUAUUACAGGACCUGUAAACGUAAGUUGUAAUCGCUAUCGAGGACUGUAUUUGUAUUUAGGAUCGUUUGGUUGUGUGCGAUCCUUGUUGUGUUUUCAGAGAUGGACGGAAGUUACCCUGAGAGGUAAGAAUAGGGGGAUCUAUAUAUUACAGCUAUAUAGUUUAGUAUAUUUAGUAUGUGAGAUGCAGUGGCAUUGCAGCUGAUCUUACCAAGGUGCUAUUUCCAAUUCAGAUGACAGUAUAGGUGUAAAAUCUACCAUGAAUUCUAAUCUAAAUCAUGGAUGAGACUCUUUUGUACUUUGGCGCGAGUAACAAAGUAGUGGCUACUUCUACAUUACACUGUGCUGGACAGGGGACACCUUGAUUUGAGCUUCACAUAAGGGUGAUCUGAAUAUAUUCAUGUAGUCAUUAUAACCUUAAGAAAGGGCACAAGCCUGUAGUUUACUACACUAGGAUAGCAGUACACCCAAAUCUUAGUUUGUCGUUUUGCAGUCGCUUUAUAGCAGGUUGGUGGCUCUUAUCAAACGUACAGCUGUUUAUUUAUUACCGUGAUGUUAGAGUGGUUAAUAGCCGGUUAAACGAGCCAAUAAGUGUUAUCAUCAUUAGUCAUUGUGUAAUGUGUAUAAGCCAUCUCCACCUGUAAUAUCGCUAUCAUGACUUCUCAAUGCACCGCUGCAGCUGGCCUCUCAUAUAUCCAAGACAUUACUUAAUUUACCUUAAUCUCCAAAACAGCCAGUAGCCAGUAUCGACUGAAUACUAUCCAGUAUUCAUGUAUCGACUGUGUACUAAUUUUCUUCAACUUCUAACCCAAACAUACAACCUAUGUGGCUAAUGCUUGCACACAUGUGCGCAUCAUUUCCGGUCCUUAAUAUCCACCGUUUCCAUAGUAACCAAAAGAAGAUGUUUAGGGUAACCAUGACGACAACCACUGGCCAGGUGUCCUCAAUCUAUAGUAAGAGUUCAGGCUGUGCUUGAGAUUGCACGAUUAUCUUCUCUAGACCUCCUCUACGGCUUGGUAUUAUUACAUUGCGUUGUCUUUAAUCUUUACAGUAGAGCCAGCAGACACAGGUUAUUGCAACUAUUCCCGAUAUUAAUAGUUUAGCUACCGAUGGUCCAGUAAACUAAACAUUGAACAUUUUAGAGGGUGGUUUGAUUUCACCAAAUUGGGUCGAUUUUCCCGCUUUGUCAAUCGUUACUGUUCUUGUUACAUGGAAGGAAAUGAUCUGAAAUGUAUGAACGGUGAUCCUCUUGGUAAUCAUUUCAAAAGGAACUCUUGGAAAAGUCGUAGUUUUGGGUAUCACCGACCGAAAACCAUUGUUGAAGAGAAUUACAUGAGACCUGACAGAUCUGGCAUACCAAAAAGAAAAGGGAAGAAUAAGAUUCUAGGAGGCUUGAAACGGAUAAGACAGAAAAGUUGCUCCUUCGAGGAAGAUAUUCCAACUCACGAUACCUCCCCAACCCUCCGCAAGAGUUCGAACGGAGAGACCCAGAGUUUUAUCUCACUAGCGGCUAGUUCUGAGUUGUUCGAGGGACUGGAAGGGAGUAAGGAAAGUGGGGAGGAGGUGAGGGUCCAGAGAAGAGGGGGCCCUCUGGCUAGGUCUAAGAGUUAUGUUGUGAAAGAGAAAGAAGAUAACGAUUGCAGUGAAAUGACCGCAGCCUCGCCCCUCAUCAUAGACGUGGGAGACAUGAAGGUGGAGUGUGUGGUGGGGGAGAAGACCGGAACCGCCACACUCGCUACGCAGACUGAACAGGUUCCCGCUGGUUUGGGCGCAGAAACAAGUUUAGAGCUCCUCAAGAAGCUCUCUAUACCCUCCCUGAGACGGGAACUUGAGAGGAAGAAGGUGAGAUUCAGUAAGAACGAUGGCAAAGAUCAGCUCCAAGCUAAACUGGAAGCAGUCCUGAAGUUGGAGACUUGUCCUCCAACCUGCCCUCUUACCAAAGGUAAGGUAGUGAUACACAGUGAGCCGGCUGAGCUAAAGAAGAAAGCGCAGCAGAUAGCAGUGAUGGCCCACAACACCGACACACCCCAAGUCCUGGGCGAGGCUAGCAAACAACUCUCACAUGUUACCCAAGAGGUGAGAGUAAUCAGACAGCUGCUUGAAGCGCACGUGCACCACAUCCGCGCGGUGUCAGACCACUCCACCACGGAGUGUGGGUGCAACAUGAUGUUAGAGAACCUCUGUCACUCUCUCUCUCAUUAUCACGUCAGAAAACUAGAGUCUCAGCUUCAGGAGACGUUGAGCGAGAUAAACAUGCUGCAGCUAGAGAAGCACACCCUGCUCCGGGCGGUAUCCAGGCUGUGCAACAAGCGCAACACACCCUCACCCCAACCUCUCUCAGCAGUCCGACCUCAGCGCCCUCUCUCUGCAGCACUCCCCCGCAGUAUCAGCUCCAUGUCCAGAUCCAUGGCAACCUGUACCCCUUGUGAGCAUGGUGACUGUAGGAUCGAUUAUUUGACCAGUCUGAUGGAGAAUGUGUUGCAACAGCACCAUUAAUCUCAGGUGCAGAAGAUUAUGAUGUUAAUAUCAGAGAAGGAAGAUGAGCCAAAGUCGGUGGAGUUUAACUGAGCUAGGAAGGUGCUCGGCAGUGACUUUAUAAUGGUCACAAGAAAGACUGCAAUCCCUACAUACGUGUACAUAUAUUGUUAAUUGUUAUUGAUUGUAUUUGUCAGCAUUUGUGUUCACUGUUCAUAGUCGUAGACACAACUAUAGGGUCAUUUUUGGCAGGAAAUGUUUAUGUUCGAAUGUUGACUGUUAAGUGGUAUUAAUGGCCUCAGAAUUUCAAGUGAAAUUAAAAGUAUUUUAGAUUUCCUCUUUAACCGUUUAUUUGGUUUUAAACUUAAGUUGUCAUCGAUCGCUGAAGGGAAUUGUUUCCAUUACAUUUGGCUAUUUCAAUUCACGACAUACGAUAAUAUAAUAUGUAAAAUUUGGCGUAUUGUGUUGAUGUAAAUAUUGUAAUUUAUGUAAAUAACGAAAAAUUGAUAAUAAUGAUAAAAUGCA